AUGGUAACAUUAGACAACCAAAAUGGUGGUGAAGAAAAUAAUUUACAUUCUACAAUAAAUUUACCAAAUACUCCAAAUCCUAAUACAUAUGGAAAUAAAAAAUAUAUGUUUGAUUUAUUAUUAAAUAAUAAAGCAUGUAUACUGUGUAUGAAUUUUGCCCGGUGGUUUCCAAUUCUUCUUGUAUUUGGAAUUGUUGGAUGGGCUUAUUAUGCCUAUGUUUUUAUAUUAUGUUUUGGAGUUAUUGAUUAUUUAUUUCAAAGAAUUGUCUUUCUAUUAUUCCUUCAUAUUCUAAUAAUAUUAUUUUUUUGGUCAUAUCUAGCAACUGUUUUUACUGAGAAUGGUAAAAUUCCAGAAGAAUUUUAUCUUCCAUAUGAAGUUAAUGAAGAUGUUAAGAAUGCUGAAACUAAUGAUGCUGCAAAAGAAGUUGUCCGAAGAUAUGUAAAAAUGCAUAAUCUCCCAAUUCAAAAUAGAAUGUUUGAUCAGGCAUUUCGGUAUUGUCAUCAUUGUGCUAUGGUAAAACCUGACAGAGCUCAUCAUUGUUCAAUAUGUAAAAAAUGCAUUUUAAAAUUUGAUCAUCAUUGUCCAUGGGUAAAUAAUUGUGUAAUGUAUUCAAACUAUAAAUAUUUUAUGCUAUUUCUUGGUUAUGGAAUCUCAGCGCACUCUGGGAAUAUUAAUUCUAUUGGGACAAGUUUUCAUUUAAUAUUUUUAGAAUUCGUUUCUAUUAUGUUUAGUAUAUCAUUAUCGUGCUUGUUUUUCUUUCAUAUUUAUUUAAUAUCCAAAAAUCGUUCAACAUUAGAAUCAUAUAAAGCUCCUGUAUUUACGUUUGGUGUAGAUAAAAAUGCCUACAACAUAUCUUUGAAACAUAAUUUUACAGAAGUAUUUGGUCAUAAACCAUUAUUUUGGUUUUUGCCAAUUAAUUCAACCUCUGGAGAUGGAAUUAGUUUCAUUUCUAAUUGUUCUGGAACAGCAACUUAUACGCAUGAAGAUGCAAUAGUUUCUAUAAAUAACAUUACUAACGAUUCUACAAUAAGGGUUUUAAAUAAUCACGGAGAAAGUAUAUCACAAAAUAUGGGUGAUGCAACAAAUAUCGGGUUUACACAAGAAAAUGAUUGUAGAAGAUUUAAAAAUGCCAAGGAAAUGGUAAUUGACAUAAAUUCAUCAACAUCGGAAGAAGAAAAUUCAGACUAUGAUAACGAUUUGAUAGAAUGUGAAAAUUACAAUGGUGAUAUUACUAUUUGUUCCCCUGAUUCUAAUUUGGAAUUAGGAACUGAAAACAAAGUUCGCUUUACUGUUAGAUCUGGUGUUCAAUACUCUUCAAUUGCUCAAUCUGACGAGUUAUAA
This is a messenger RNA of Strongyloides ratti, 1341 nucleotides long. RefSeq names its product Zinc finger, DHHC-type, palmitoyltransferase domain-containing protein. The transcript is spliced from 6 exons. NCBI's taxonomy places the organism in Eukaryota, Metazoa, Nematoda, Chromadorea, Rhabditida, Strongyloididae. Gene Ontology annotation, molecular function: protein-cysteine S-palmitoyltransferase activity. Bases 1 to 1341 code for a protein of 446 amino acids. The record is from RefSeq and is a predicted model, not a curated record. Gene Ontology annotation, cellular component: Golgi apparatus; endoplasmic reticulum. Gene Ontology annotation, biological process: peptidyl-L-cysteine S-palmitoylation; protein targeting to membrane.